UGAUUUUUAAAAUAUUUGUGAUUUUAAAAUAUUGUUACUUUAUUCUUCCAACAAAGAACGUCUUGUCACCCACCCAAGACACGGAACCGCUGCAGUCCCCGGCCGAGCCAUCACCACCGACGCAACCUCUGCAGCACCAUCCACCGUCCGAUUUUCAUCUAAUCAUGACCAACCUCCACUGUAGAAGUAACUACAUAUAGAAACCUCCUUGAUUCGACCCCCUCAACUCUUGAAAAAUUCUCUUUUUUCACACUUUCAUGUUGUUUCUAUUUCAAGAAAGUCCUCACUGACUGCUCAAACAAUCAAUUGAACUCCGUCUUAGUUUUGGGUAAUUGUUACUAGUUCUUUGGAAGUAGAUGAGUAAGUAGUUUGUGUCCACAUCCACUCUUUAGGGUUUCAUAUAUUUCUUCAUCCCAAUUGUUGUGUUCCUAGUUUAGGGUUGUUUUAAGUCAUCUGGGUUUUUGUUGAGAAAUGGAGGAGUAUAAUAGUCAGAUGAACGAGAACACAGCUUCAAGGGGUAGCUUCUUCUUGUACGGUGGUGGUCCAGUUCUUGGACCUAGCGCUUCUGUGUACGGACGAACUAGCAGUGGCUCUAAUCACCAGACCCAGAUGCCUAUAAAUACCUUUCAUCUUCUUCAAUCGGGUUCUAGUGAUCAGUGUUAUCAUCAAUCUGAAUCCCCAAUUGUCAAGACUGAAGCCGAAACUUCCCAGAAAUUUCACUACCCUUCAAUCAUAAGAACCCACACUCACCAAAGCAGUACUGUUCAUCAUAAUCAUCAACAACAAGAAGAGAAUGAGAACUCGAAUGAUGUUGAAGCUAUCAAAGCUAAGAUCAUCGCUCAUCCUCACUACUCCAGCCUUUUGGAAGCCUACAUGGACUGUCGAAAGGUGGGGGCUCCUCCGGAAGUGGUGGCGAGGCUCACGGAGGUUCGGCAAGAGUUUGAGACGAGGCAGCGAGAUUCAGUGAAUUGUAGAGACGAUUCAAAAGACCCAGAACUCGAUCAGUUCAUGGAGGCUUAUUACGACAUGCUGGUGAAAUAUCGACAGGAGAUUACAAGGCCAUUACAAGAGGCUAUGGAGUUCACUCAAAGGAUCGAAACACAACUCAAUAUGCUCAACAAUGGCCCUUUGCAGAUCUUCACCUCUGAUGAAAAAUGUGAGGGUGUUGGUUCAUCUGAAGAGGAUCAAGACAAUAGUGGUGGAGAAACAGAACCGCCAGAGAUUGACCCACGUGCUGAAGAUCGGGAACUUAAGCACCACCUGUUGAGGAAGUACAGUGGUUAUUUGAGUAGUCUCAAGCAAGAACUAUCCAAGAAAAAGAAGAAAGGGAAGCUACCCAAAGAUGCCCGGCAAAAGCUACUCAAUUGGUGGGAGUUACACUACAAAUGGCCAUACCCAUCAGAGAGCGAGAAGGUGGCCUUGGCUGAAUCAACAGGUUUGGACCAGAAACAAAUUAAUAACUGGUUCAUCAACCAAAGGAAACGACACUGGAAACCUUCUGAAGAUAUGCAAUUUAUGGUUAUGGAUGGACUCCAUCCUCAGAAUGCAGCUCUUUACGUUGAAGGACACUACAUGGGUGAAGGCCAAGGUCCUUACAGACUAGGGCCAUGAGAAACAAGAAAAUGCUAUUCAUAAGCGAUUUUUUUACUUCAUUUUUUUACCAAUAGACACAAUGGUAGUGUGUCGCACGAAUAUUCUAUUAUGCGUGUCUCAUUACAUUUGUGUCUAAUGUUAAGAAAAUUUGGUAAGAAAUUCAUUUAUGUAUAAUAGUAUUACUUGUGAGGAUAUAAUCAGAACCAAAGAUUUUGAGCGAUGGCUCGUGCAGGGACACCAUAUUGGUUUAGUCAUUACUAGGCUUCGGCAGGGAAUCUGUUAACUAAUGCCAUGUGAUUGUUAUUGCAAGAGUUGGGUAAUGUCUCAAAGCCCAAUCUAUUAUAUAGUUUAUAGGAAAUGCAUUACCUUAUAACAAUGUUUAGUGUAUGUGUACAAGUCUUUUAGAAUAUUUUCAUUGUGCUUUGUAAGUUGGAGUGUUUCCCAUUGUUGCUUGAUCUGUCAGAAGAUCUGGAGUGUUAUACUUUGCUGUGUGCCUGGUGUAUGUAACCAUAUAAGUAUUGAGUUGUGUUCAUGCAAUAACUUGCACAUGUAAUAUCCUUGGGGCAUGUACUACUUUGUUCAAUUGUAUAUGGUGAGAAGAAUAGCCAUUA
Molecule: messenger RNA, 2204 nt
Organism: Camellia sinensis
Lineage: Eukaryota; Viridiplantae; Streptophyta; Magnoliopsida; Ericales; Theaceae
Product: homeotic protein knotted-1
Biological process (GO): regulation of DNA-templated transcription
Cellular component (GO): nucleus
Molecular function (GO): DNA binding; DNA-binding transcription factor activity, RNA polymerase II-specific
Source: RefSeq, a predicted model, not a curated record